Messenger RNA from Macadamia integrifolia, 1528 nucleotides. RefSeq names its product protein RETARDED ROOT GROWTH-LIKE-like. Bases 124 to 1359 code for a protein of 411 amino acids. The record is from RefSeq and is a predicted model, not a curated record. The transcript is spliced from 7 exons. NCBI's taxonomy places the organism in Eukaryota, Viridiplantae, Streptophyta, Magnoliopsida, Proteales, Proteaceae.
AUAUGCGCAAUUUUCGUUGUCCGACUCCCCGCUUCUUGUCUUCUCGAAUGUAUGUAACUGUAGUCUGUAGUCGGAGUAGGAGCAGAGAAGAGAAGAGGAGCAAGCGGAAGCUAAGAUGUUUGAAUGAAAAUGUGGCGAAGACUUUCGAUCGACCAGCAUUUGAGGACGAUGGUGUUUCGAUCAUCUUCUUCUCGUUACUCUUCAAUGGCUUUGGCUCUGAACAGACAAUUAUCUCGCGCAAACCCUUGCCCUGUAGCUCCAAUCUCUUUUCACUAUCUCUCCUUUACGAAAACCCUAGAUUUCCAGCGAAACGUUAUUUCUUUGAUACUAAAGCAUAGAAUUCGUAGUUUCAGUUCUAACCGCAUGGGCCUUGUUAUCGUUCGAUGCCUCUCCUCGACUCCUUCUACACGCACAGUGGACUGGAACGAUCCAGUUUCUUGCUCUGAGGCUGAUGAUGGAUACGACAGUAAUGGAAACGAGGCGGAGAUGAGACCAUCUAUUUCUGUUAGAGCUUAUUUCUUAUCCACAAGUGUUGAUUUAAGAAGCCUAGUUGACCAGAACAAAGCUAAUUUCAUUCCACCCGCAUCCCGUAUGACAAAUUAUGUGGUCCUUAGAUUUGGAGGCACUAAACUUGAUGCAAAUGGAUCAGAGGCUAGCUUAAGUGGGAGUAGUUGCUGCUACAUGGUGGUUUUUCAGUAUGGAUCUAUGGUGUUAUUUAAUGUUUGUGAUCGUUAUGUUGAUGCGUAUCUGAAGAUUGUAGAAAGACAUGCUUUAGGAUUACUUCCAGAGAUGCUAAGGGAUGAGUACGAGGCGAGGGAGAAGCCAACUUUAAACACAUGGAUGCAAGGUGGGUUGGACUACAUAAUGUUGCAGUAUUUGAACAUUGAUGGAAUUCGUAUUAUUGGUAGUGUGCUUGGACAAAGUAUUGCUCUUGAUUACUAUGUUCGCCAGGUUGAUGGAAUUGUUGCUGAAUUUACUGACAUAAAUCGUGGGAUGGAAAAAACUGGUACCUUUACAAUGGAAGAGAAAAAACUUUUUCAACUAGUGGGGAAGGCAAAUUCGAACCUAGCUGAUGUGAUUCUUAAACUUGGACUUUUCGAGAGAUCAGAUAUCGCUUGGAAAGAUGCUAAGUAUGCUCAAAUAUGGGAGUAUCUUCGAGAUGAGUUUGAAUUGACUCAGAGAUUUGCCAGCCUUGAUUUUAAGUUGAAAUUUGUGGAGCAUAAUAUACGUUUUUUGCAAGAAAUUCUUCAAAACAGGAAAUCAGAUUUUCUGGAGUGGCUUGUCAUCAUAUUGAUUGGUGCUGAUAUUCUCAUCUCUGUUUAUGAUAUUGCACAUGAGUCAGCAAUUACUGCACUUUAGCAUUUCUAGAUGCUCAAAACUAUAUUGAGUGCAGAAUUAGAUUGAAGGUAAGAAAUGCAGCAAUUUGACUCAAUAUCUGAUUUUUGCUGCUUUUUUGCAGUUUACUUUGCAUUUAGACUCUCAUCCAGAGAAUAUGUAGAAUAUGUUGGUGUUCAUGUUUCAUUUUGUA